Molecule: messenger RNA, 3089 nt
Organism: Poecilia reticulata (guppy)
Lineage: Eukaryota; Metazoa; Chordata; Actinopteri; Cyprinodontiformes; Poeciliidae
Gene: ptpn1
Product: protein tyrosine phosphatase non-receptor type 1
Biological process (GO): peptidyl-tyrosine dephosphorylation; negative regulation of PERK-mediated unfolded protein response; negative regulation of ERK1 and ERK2 cascade
Cellular component (GO): endoplasmic reticulum; cytoplasm; early endosome
Molecular function (GO): protein kinase binding; non-membrane spanning protein tyrosine phosphatase activity
Source: RefSeq, a predicted model, not a curated record
GCGCUCCCUGACAAAUCGAACGCAUUUCUUUCCAGAAGCAAGAUGCCUCCGCGCGCCCUCGCACGUCAGUCUUUGCCAUUGUUGUAAGAAUGACAGCCAAGGACGGCAGCUACGCUGCGUAGGAGGAGCUAGCGGCGUGUUUCCGCUAAAGAACAGGCCGAGGCAGCGAUCUAUGCAGCCCUACUGCUAGCUACCAGCAGCCGGACAGUUAGGAGCUAACGCAGGAAAUUGCUUAACUACAGUUUACUACGGCUUUAUUGCCGGGAAGCCGCGGUUUUACCUUUCGGGUUCGGGAACAACAACGGGCGGCAGCGAUGGAAGCCGAGUUUUGGGAAAUCGACGAAAAUAGGACUUGGAACUCCGUAUAUGAGGACAUUCGCCAGCAGUCUUGUGAAUUACCAUGCAAGGUUGCCAAAUUUCCCGAAAACAAGACUCGGAACCGUUACCGGGACGUCAGCCCCUUUGACCACAGCAGAAUCUGCCUGCAGCUGGGUCCAAACGACUACAUCAAUGCCAGCCUAAUAACUGCAGAAGAGGCGCAGAGGAAAUAUAUUCUUACUCAGGGUCCCCUUCCAAGUACAUGUGGUCAUUUCUGGGAGAUGGUUUGGGAGCAGAGGACCCGCGGAGUCGUGAUGCUGAACCGGGUCAUAGAGAAAGGCUCUAUCAAAUGUGCCCAAUAUUGGCCUCAAAGGGAGGAGAAAGAUGUCAUCUUCGAAGACACCAGCUUCAAGGUCACUCUCGUCUCGGAGGACAUCAAAUCGUACUACACAGUCCGACAGCUGGAGCUGGAGAAUCUGUCUACUCGGGAGACGCGUGAAAUUUUACAUUUUCACUACACGACCUGGCCUGACUUUGGGGUCCCAGAGUCUCCCGCCUCCUUCCUCAACUUCCUCUUCAAGGUGCGCGAGUCGGGCUGUCUGAAUGCGGAGCACGGGCCGGUGGUGGUACACUGCAGCGCUGGCAUCGGACGCUCCGGCACCUUCUGCCUCGUGGACACCUGCCUCCUUUUGAUGUCUCUCCGUAAAGACCCGUCUUCGGUGCGGAUCCGUGAAGUGCUGCUGGAGAUGCGUCGUUAUCGGAUGGGUUUGAUACAAACGCCAGACCAGCUUCGCUUCUCCUACCUCGCCGUGAUCGAAGGUGCCAAGUACAUCAAGGGAGACACGUCUCUCCAGGAGUCGUGGAAAGAGCUGUCGAAUGAGGAAGAUGAUCCUCCAGAGUUCACCCCGCCGCCUCCUCUUCCUCCUCCCAGAGACCCUCACAACGGCCGAGUGCAGCCAUGUUUUUUCCCAGAUGACGUAGACUUCAUCCAGCGUGUGGAAACGUCCCAACUGAGGUCUCCAGCAGACACAGAGCUGAGGAACAGAAACCCAGCCGCCCCGGAGCCGCCUCCCGACAGACGGGACGGGCCUGUGGGAAUCGGAGACUUGACCUCCGGCGCUCCGAGGAAACCCCAGCAGGGGGUGGCGGCGGCGGAGGACGGGACGGACGGAGCAGAGCGGGAGAAGGGAACCUGUCCUGUGCCCGGGGCCUGGUCCCCUCUGACGGCCCACGUGUGCCUGGGCACGGCGCUGGCCCUCAGCGCUUACGUCUGCUACCGCGUCUAUUUCCACUGAUGUCUGUCCUUCCUCCUUCCUGUCGUCUUUUCUCUUUCGUUCCAUGGUGUGGACUCGGCUGGCCGGUCAGCCUGCGUCGACGCGGUUCUCCUGUGAUCAUGUUGUAAACGGUCGGCUGCCUCUCUUUACCCAAAACCUUCUUUGUGUGUACGCCAUCUCCGACGCUCAGGGCCUCGCUUUUUCAGGUGCCACAUCCUAAAUAAACGUACGUGUGUGUGUGUGCGUGUGUGUGUGUGUGGGAGGAGGUGGGGGAGGGGCUGAGUGUGUGUGCCGACCCAACCACAGACGCAACAUAAAACAGACGUCGGUCUGCUAUGGCAAAGGGGUUUGCAUUGAGCACCUCCGCCUAAUUUACACGCUUCUUCUUUCUUAUUUACCAAAAUGACACCUUUGAAUGUUUUUCCAUUUUUAUCCUGGACACGUUUAGUAAGAGGCUGAUCAUGAUUUUGAUCAAGCUGGACUGAAAACAUGUCACUAAGGGAGAAGCUUUGUUCACACAAAGAGUUUAUGAAUGAAAGUGUGGAUUUUCAAUGAUCUCUGCACACUAGUUAUGCUUUUUUUAUUCCUUUGUACGACGAGGUAUUAGGGCCACUCUUGGAAAAUAAUUUAAAAUGAAAUUACGAGAAUGAAGUUGUAACACUUUAUUCUUUUAAUAUUACAACUUUAUUUUUGCAAUAUCAUGACGUUAUUCUCGAAAUUUUACGACUUUAUUAUCGUAACAUGACUUUACUCUUGUAAUUUUAAUUUUUCUUAGUAUGGCCCUAAUAUUUGUACAUUUGUGAAUCUAUUCAGUGAAAACUAUAGAUAGUUCCCACAUGACGUCACACUUCCUACAGCCUGGUGCUCUGCCACCUUCUUGAUAGUACGGAGGCAGCUUUAACACUUUAUUAAUUAUGCGUAAGCGAUGUUUGGAUAUUGUUACAUUUAAGGGUGUAAAUACAAAGGCGAUAAAACAGUGAAGAAGUUCUCGAUGCAUCCUGUAGAGGUGAGCAAACUUUGCUACUCGUGUUGCGUUCCAGUUAUCUGGAAAAAAAGGUAACUUGUUAAGAAGUCUGUAUUUUAAAAUGGCGUCGCCCACAAACAUUGUUUGCAAAAACUCUUACAAACAUAAAUUUAAGCUUUACUUCCCAAAAGCAAAUAUAACUUUCAAUUUUUCCAGUUUGUAGUUUCAGGCGCUACAUGUGGCAUUGAUUUUAGACGCACUUCUAUUCCGCAUGCGUCUCGUAAAAUUAACAUAUUUCCACCACGGUUUAAUAUGUUGAUGCCAGGAGCGGUCAUUUUGAACCGCAAAGUCCACCUUGCAAGUCGUAACUGGGGUUAGUUGGAGCUGCUCCCAGUUUGCUCAGUGGAAAUCUCACUUCGGAGAACGUUAGAGUUGGUUUAUCCCAAACGGGAAGUCGAAAUUUCCCAGUUCUGAGUUCAACUGGAACGCAGCGUUAGCAUCGAUGACAGCGGCUGGUUAAUGUCCAGAGGAAG